CUCCCAUUACCGGUUCCUGGCUGCCUCUGCGUGUUUCCGCCGCCUCGCUCCCUCCCGAUGCUAACGCCGUCCGGCUCGGCUGCGGGAGCGUAAUGGCGGUGCACCGGGGACCCUCCACGAAAUGGCUCUUCACCCGGGAGCAGCUGGAGAACACGCCGUCCCGCCGCUGCGGCAUCGAGGCCGACCGGGAGCUGUCCUACCGGCAGCAGGCCGCCAACCUCAUCCAGGACAUCGGCCAGAGGCUGAACGUCUCGCAACUAAUAAUCAAUACCGCCAUAGUUUAUAUGCAUAGGUUUUAUAUGAUCCACUCAUUCACCAAGUUCCACAGAAAUAUCAUCUCUCAGACCACGCUGUUCCUGGCAGCUAAAGUGGAAGAGCAGCCCAGGAAGCUGGAGCACGUCAUUAAAAUCGCCCAUGCCUUCAUUAACCCGUCGGAGCCGGCCUUAGACACCAAAAGCAGUGCGUUCCAGCUGCAGGCGCACGAGCUGGUAGUUCUGGAGUCAAUCGUGCUGCAAACGCUGGGUUUUGAAAUAACAGUUGAUCAUCCUCACACAGAUGUUGUGAGAUGUUCCCAGCUAGUGCGAGCAAGCAGAGAUUUGGCUCAGACUUCCUAUUUCAUGGCUACCAACAGUUUGCACCUCACCACCUUCUGCCUGCAGUACAGGCCCACAGUGGUGGCAUGUGUCUGCAUCCACCUGGCCUGUAAAUGGUCCAACUGGGAGAUCCCCGUGUCCACGGAUGGGAAGAACUGGUGGGAGUAUGUGGACCGAACCGUAACGCUACAGCUGCUCGACGAACUCACCCAUGAGUUCCUGCAGAUCCUGGAGAGGACGCCCAGCAAACUGAAGAGGAUACGGAACUGGAGGGCGAUCCAAGCUGCUAAGAAACCAAAGUCGGAGGGCUCCGCCGUGGAGACCGCCUACCAGGGGACGUCCUUAGACAGCCUCCCCGCCGUCGCCAACUCCUUCUUCUCCAGCACGGACGCCGGCGCCAUGCCGGGCCUGAACAGCAUCCCGGCUCCCUACAGCCUGUACCAGAACCUCAGCGACCAGUUUUCCCAGCCCCCCCACUCGGACUUCACGCUGGUCAAGCACAAACAUAAAGCUGCGGGCGGGGGCGGCGACCACCAGCAGCUGGGGGCCGCCGCCUUUUCCCGCUCGCAGAAAGUGUUGACUCUGGAAAAGUACCGGGAAAAACAGGCGGCGGAGCUGCAGAACGGCGUGAAGGAGGAGCCCGGCACGGACAUGUACAUUCCCCCCGCCCCCCACCACCACCACCACAAGAAGCACGACGGCAGGAGGGAAAAGCCCGGCUCGAAGAAGCCGCGGGCGGCCACCGCCGCCACCUCCUACGCCGACGGCGGCUCCUCCACCAGCGAGGAGUUGAAGAUGCGCAUCAAAGUCUCGUCGGAGCGCCACGGCGGCUCGGAGGCCAGCAAAGACAAGCACAAAAGCCACCGCCACUCCAAACACUCGUACUCCCUCACAGCAGGCGGCAGGGAGAACGGAACCACCCGCGCCGCCGCCCACGGCGACUCCUCCGGUUCGUCCCGUAAGAGACAGCACGCCGACGGCCACCACCACCACUCGUCCAAGAGCAGCCGCUCCUCCAAAGGAGGCUCCUCCCACUACUCCUCGUCCUCUGAGGGCGGCCCGAGGAUGAUGGAGCACCACGACGGGACGAACGGGAUGAUCCUCUCCAACGGCCAGCACACCGACUACAAAAACACUUUCGACAUGCUGGACUCUUUACUAAGUGCCCAAGGAAUGAACUUGUAGCCGCGGAGCCGCCGGCGGCGAUUAGGACGACUUUUCUAGAAUUUUAAAGAAUUUUAUUUGUUUUAAGUUAUCCGCGUCGAGUUUUAUGAAUGAAUUGAAGCCGUGACUUUGAACAGAAGCGGGUUUUUCUGCAUGUUUGAGUCACCAAAGGGAAAAAUCGGUGUUAGCAACCAUCGUUUACACCGCUACUUUAUUAUUAUUUUUUAAGUUCAAACUUUUUGUUCCACAAAAACAAAAAAAAUACAUCUCAGGUCUUGAACUUUUUGGAUUAAAAGUCUUCUACCUGCAUCUGUGGAGAUGCAUCACCUUCACGUGCCGGCGAAGACCAGCCGAACUGCUACUUAACUAGGAAGUUCCUUCAGAAUAAAAGCACUGAAGACUGUCUUUUUGGGGACUACUGUGACGCGUAGACUCGAGAAGAAAAAAAAAACGAGAAAUAAGGAUGCUCCAUCUGCUGUGAAAGAAAAGUGAUUGUAACUAGUCACUCGCUAUUCAGUAUGAUUCAUCAGACCGAUAAACUAUCAUUGUGUGUACAUAGGGCUGUAGUUCAGAUUCAAACUGUUGUUUAUUGCACCAGUGAUCAGUCCAAACUUUAAUGUAUUAUGAGAUCCAAAGCAGGCUGUGUUAUGAACAUUUAUGUAUUUGGAGCCCAAAUAAAAGAUGUUAAAGUCA
This is a messenger RNA of Oryzias melastigma (Indian medaka), 2450 nucleotides long. Its product is annotated as cyclin-T2. The transcript is spliced from 9 exons. Bases 93 to 1778 code for a protein of 561 amino acids. Gene Ontology annotation, biological process: positive regulation of DNA-templated transcription, elongation; regulation of transcription by RNA polymerase II. Gene Ontology annotation, molecular function: cyclin-dependent protein serine/threonine kinase activator activity. The record is from RefSeq and is a predicted model, not a curated record. Lineage: Eukaryota; Metazoa; Chordata; Actinopteri; Beloniformes; Adrianichthyidae. Gene Ontology annotation, cellular component: nucleus; cyclin/CDK positive transcription elongation factor complex.